AUGGUAGGAAAAGGUCUGGUAAAACCUCAACUGAAUAAGUUAGAGGCCAUCCAAAACUGGCAUCGGCCAAGUCAUAAGAAGCAGGUCCGAGCAUUCCUAGUGGUGGUGGGGUAUUACUGGCAUUUCAUCCUCCAUUUUGCUACAAGGGCAAGUCCCCUAACAGAAUUAGUGAAGGCCCAUGGUCCUGAUCCAGUUAGAUGGUCCGUUGCAGCAGAGAGGGCAUUCACGGACCUAUGGACUGCCCUCUGCAGUAACCCGGUACCGAUAGCCCCAGAUUUCACCAAGGACUUCAUCCUACAGAUAGAUGCAUCCAAGUUGAAUGCUUAUGAAGAAAUGAUGAACUUGAAUGGAACAGUGGUGACUGAGUUUCUUCUUCUGGGAUUUUCUACCUCUCCAGAGCAGCAGGUUUUACUCUUUGUGGCACUGUUAGCCAUUUAUCUGGUCACUGUGGUGGGAAACCUCCUCAUUAUCCUUGUAACUUUGGUGGAUCCUGUCCUUCACACCUCCAUGUACAUUUUCCUCUCUAAUUUGUCUGCCUUAGAGGUCGGUUACACCUCGGUCACUGUCCCCAAAAUGCUGGUGAGCCUCAUCUCAGGGGAUAAACACAUCUCCUUUGCUGGCUGUGCCAUGCAAAUGGGCUUCUUCCUUUGCUUCGGGAGCACAGAAUCCUCCUUUCUGACCACCAUGGCGUAUGAUCGCUACGUGGCAAUAUGCAGCCCCCUGUGUUAUACCAUGAUUAUGAACAAGAAGGUGUGUGUCCUUCUGGCAGCCACUUCCUGGACUAUCGGCAUCCCAGCCCAGGUAGUGCAGACCGGUUUGGUGUUCACCUUACCCUUCUGUAGCUCCAGAGAGAUCAACCAUUUCUUCUGUGACCCAGCCCCUCUGCUGUUGCUGGCCUGUGCUGACACCUCCAUGAAUGAAACCUUGACUUACAUCAUGGUCACUUUCUUUGGAAUGGUGCCCUUUGCCCUGAUCCUGUUGUCCUACAUCCGAAUCAUCACCACCAUCCUCAUGAUGCCAUCAGCUGAGGGCAAGAAGAGAACAUUCUCCACCUGCUCCUCCCACCUCAUUGUUGUGGCUUUAUUCUAUGGUUCUGGCAUCCUCCUUUAUUUACAACCCAGAUCCAGUGAAUUUCCAGAUGGCGCUAAACUUCUCUCCCUGUUUUACACAGUUUUGCCUGCUAUGUUGAACCCUUUUAUCUACAGCCUGAGGAACAGGGAUAUCCAAAUGUCCCUGAAGAGAAAUAUGUGGAAAAAAAUGUUUCCUCGCUAG
Messenger RNA from Gopherus evgoodei (Goodes thornscrub tortoise), 1272 nucleotides. RefSeq names its product olfactory receptor 10A7-like. Gene Ontology annotation, cellular component: membrane. Lineage: Eukaryota; Metazoa; Chordata; Testudines; Testudinidae. Gene Ontology annotation, biological process: G protein-coupled receptor signaling pathway. Gene Ontology annotation, molecular function: olfactory receptor activity; G protein-coupled receptor activity. The transcript has 2 exons. The record is from RefSeq and is a predicted model, not a curated record. The coding region runs from base 1 to 1272 and encodes 423 amino acids.